AAGUAAUAACUUCAAUGAAUAUAUUUAGUAAGAGAUUCAAAUCUUCUUCGCCAGUAAAUAGAUAAUGAAAACAAAGGUUUAAAUUGACUAACUGGCAAUCGAAAUAUAUUUAGCACUUAAAGACACUUAUUGAGAAACAUUUAAUAAUUAUUAUCCAUACGUAGAAGAAUUCUUGUUUUAGCUAAUUACUGCGGCUGUAUCUUAUUGCACUGUUAUGCGUACUGUGCAUACAUGAUAACGAAGUGACGACGAAAUAGCGAAGAUUUUGAGAGCAAUGCUUAUUUAAAUAAAAAUAAUUGCUCUACAAAAAUAAGUGAUGGAAGUUUUCUAACAAUAAAGCUAUUUGUGUUAUACGAUAUACGUCACAAAUAUGUAUAAUUGGCAUAUAUCGACUAUUUCGGGCAACAUAGUGUCAUUACAAUUUGGUAGUAUAAAUUUUAUAAUAAUUUAUAAACUUUUCUGGGAGUCUUUUUUGGGAGGAACAAUUUGUUAUUUAUAAUUAAAUAUUAAUCGCUUUCGGAACAUAAUUUUAGAUGUGCAUACGGUAUUUCAAUAUUUUAUACCUUCAUUAAUAGUAUUGUAUCUAUACAAUAAUAAACAAAUAAAAUAUUAAUAGCUUAUGUUAAAAUAUUCACGCAAAUAUGUACUAUUAAACUAUUUUAUGUCUAAAGCUAUUUUUAAAUAUUGUAUGCUACAAUAGUACUAUGCACACACACAUGCGCGCGCGCGCGCGAACGCAUGUACAUACAGGGUGCAAUUUAAUUCGUGCCCACUAUUUACGCAGUGACGUUUCUCAUGCAAAAACUGAGUCGAAAAUUCCUAAAUGAAUUUUUUCUAUAAUGUUUAAUAAAGUAGCAAUUAUUGCUAGGCGCGCAGGGAGUUGUUUAUCACAAGUGGCAAUGGUUAGGCAGGAGCGGCGCACAAUGUCGAUCACUAGGCGGUCACAUCUCGCCGUGCGCUUGCAUUCGGCGGUAGGCUGGACUAAUACAGCGAUUUUUAAUAAUUAAUAAUUCGUAAAAUAUUGCGAAAAUUGCAAAAUGGUACAGGACUUUUCGACUCAGUUCAGUCCGCUCUAUCUGCACACGUGCAUUGUCCCAAACUUUCUGAGACACCUUGCAUAAAUAUAUAAUAUAUAUUAUAUAUUUAUAUACGUUACACAUACCAUCUUAAGAUAAUUUCUAAGCUUUCAUUAACUCGAAACUAUCAUUUUGUGUACUGAAAAUAUAAUUAAUGAUAAAAACAUGAUGAUCCGAGAUUUCGUAUUUUCAUCACGAACAACGUAUCUGUAUAAUAAGUAUGGAUAUAUCAAAAUAUUCACACGGAUGUUAUAUAUCUUAUGUCGAAGAAUAUUCUUCAACGUCUCAAAGUGGACUGAUCUUUUAGCCGACGGCGAUAGUCAAGUGCGCUUGCGCUUCUAUAAAUUAAAAUAUGAAAUAUGUCUAUCUAUUUUUCUUAUGUUCUUCAAUUCACUUUCCAUUACACUUAUCUAUAGUCUCAUCAAUGUUUCACUCCAUAAUAAUAGAAAAUUAUUAAAUGAUAGAAAUUUCUAAAUUCAUUUCUACAUUUAUUCUUAUAAUGACUUAACAACAGUGUAUAAAUAUAUAGAAGACAUUUUAUAAAAAUGAAAAUAUUCAGUGUACUUGUCAGAAAGAAGAUCAGUCGAUCGCGUUUCAUUGACAAAGCUGUUCUAGUCCGUCGCGCUAAAUGGUAUUUGCAGGCGAACGUUGUUUUAAGCUUCAUCGACUUAUGCUUCUGGCUAUAGGAUUAUGGCCAUAUCAGAAAUCAUUUAUCUGGCGAAUACAAUCAGUUUUCUUCUUCAGUGCAUAUUGUUCUACUUUAUUUUCUCAGUUACUGAUAUUUGUAACGAUGGCAUGUAAUAUGGAUUGUACCUUAAAAAGAUUUUGUUAUAUUAGCAUUACUAUUGGUUGUAUCGUGAGUUACUACUCUUUCUAUUUCAAUUCUGAAAUUAUAAAAAGAGCGUUGCAACAUAUGCAGCACGACUGGAAAAUGUUUGAAAGCAGUGACGCAAUAAAUAUAUUUGAAGAAUAUCUCUUCGAAGCUUAUAUUUUCGUAUUUACUGCGUUGAUUUUCGUUAUUCUGGUUACAACCAUAUUUGUCCUUUUUGAAUGUAGUCCUUUUAUUCUUGAUGUUAUCGCACCGCUGAAUAAAUCCAGAUCACGAAAACUUGAAUUGGACAUUGAACUUUUCAUUGAUGAAGAUCAAUAUUUCGUUUUGUAUUUAGCGCAAGAGAUUUUAGGAUCCAAUGUCUGUAUUUGGUCGAUAAUUACAACCGGAACAUUCCUAGCUACAAUAUUGAAACAUUUAUGUGCAACAUAUAAAAUUGCUAGUUCUUUAAUCCAAAAUACAGUAACCGUCUAUACGCUACAACUUCCUGUUGUUCAAAGAAUACGAUUUAUGCAUCGGAACAUUUGUCUUUCAGUUUACAUUCAUAACAGAACUCUGGAGUUCUGCAAAGAUUUUCUUCUUUCGAUUGAUUUUUGGUAUUUCCCGCUACUUUUAAUUUGCGUACUGUCUUUAAGUUGCCUUCUGCUUCGCUUAUACAAUGCCGUACUGCAGUUCAAUGACUUCUAUGAUAUUUUAAUGUCCUGUAUAUUUUUGUUGUGUUAUCUCUCAUAUAUGCUUCUGGCAAAUUUUCUUGGACAAUCUUAUACCGAACACAGUGUAAAAAUAUUAGAAUCUACAUAUAAUACUCUUUGGUAUGUAGCGCCACUACCAAUCCAAAGGUUAUUCUUAAUUAUGCAAAAAUCUAUAAAAAGUCAUAAAAUGGUGUUGGGUGGACUUUUUGUUGCAUCCAUAGAAGGAUUUUCUACGGUAAUAAGUUACGUAUUACUAACAUAUAUAGUAACUUCAGUGAAUAUAUUUAGCAGUUCAAGGUACUUGCUAAUAAACAUUUAUUGUCUAUACGAAGAAGAACUCUCGUUUCAGCUCAUUACUUCGGCUCUAUCUUAUUGUACCGUUAUGCACGCUGUGCAUUCAUAAAAUUAUGAAAUGACGUCGACAUAGCGACGAAGAUUUGUUAAGAGCAACGUUUAUUUAAAAUAAUUGUUCUUACAACGAUAACUGGUGAAAGCUUUCUAAGAAUAAAGUUACCUGUAUUACACGUAUAAUACGAUGUAUAAUACUUCACAAAUAUGCGUAACUGGCACAUAUCGACUACAUAUUUUGAGCAAGACAUUAUUUCAUUACAUUUGGUAUAUAUUUUAUUUUAAUUUAUAAAUCUUUGUUUUAGGAAUAUUAUAUGCUAAUUAUUAUAUUAUGCUUUAUAAAACAUUCAUUAAAUUUGAUUAUUCUAUGUUGUAAUCGAUUAUGUAAUAUGAUAUUAAUAUAUUUUGUUAUUGCUGUACUUAUGGCAAACAAAAUAGAAUUCAUUAUAUUUAAUAUGUUAUAUUUAAUAUGUACUAUGUUAUCUAAAUCUUCGUUUUUCAAAAACUAAUUUGUAGCACAUUGCCUACGACUUCAGUGAUGUAAAUAUAGUAUCUAUAAAAAAAGUAUAAAUAUAUUACGUCACAAGAUA
Ooceraea biroi (clonal raider ant) is the source of this 3535-nucleotide messenger RNA. RefSeq lists its product as uncharacterized. The record is from RefSeq and is a predicted model, not a curated record. Gene Ontology annotation, molecular function: odorant binding; olfactory receptor activity. Gene Ontology annotation, biological process: sensory perception of smell; detection of chemical stimulus involved in sensory perception of smell. NCBI's taxonomy places the organism in Eukaryota, Metazoa, Arthropoda, Insecta, Hymenoptera, Formicidae. Gene Ontology annotation, cellular component: plasma membrane.